Messenger RNA from Trichomonas vaginalis G3, 523 nucleotides. RefSeq names its product serine-type endopeptidase protein. The annotation marks the transcript as partial. The record is from RefSeq and is a predicted model, not a curated record. Gene Ontology annotation, molecular function: serine-type endopeptidase activity. The transcript has a single exon. Gene Ontology annotation, biological process: proteolysis. NCBI's taxonomy places the organism in Eukaryota, Parabasalia, Trichomonadida, Trichomonadidae.
AUGUUUUAUUUAUUUGUAGCGUGGUGGCUUAAAAAUUCGGGAAAUGAUGAAUACGGUGGCUUAGAUGGUGAAGAUAUCAACUGGUCUGGGCAUGCAUAUUACGAUAAAUACACAGGGAAAGGAAUCACAAUUGCCGUAAUGUCUGAUGGAGCGCUUUUCGAUCAUGUUGCAUACAAAGAUAGAGCAAUCAAAGAUCAGUUUAUUAAUAUUUAUACAAAUGAAAUCAUGUUGACAACGAAUUCAUCACAUAACAUCGCAACUGCAUCAUUAGCUCUAGCAGCAGGGAAAAGAGGUACAGAAUUUGAAGGUGUUGCUCCAGGAGCAAAUGUUGCAUCUUAUUUUUUCACAAACUAUUCCAUGCAAGCAGAACACCUUCAAACUGUGAUGUGCCAUCAGAGUUUGAAGUGGAAUAUAUCAAUCCUUCAAUAUCUUUACAUUGAGAAACCGAAUGGAUACGUUCAAUACGUUCAACCAGAAGUAAUUCCUAAGGAAAUUGCAGAUGAUUAUUUAUAUCAUCCACAAG